This is a messenger RNA of Dermochelys coriacea (leatherback sea turtle), 1906 nucleotides long. RefSeq names its product DnaJ heat shock protein family (Hsp40) member C5 gamma (gene DNAJC5G). NCBI's taxonomy places the organism in Eukaryota, Metazoa, Chordata, Testudines, Dermochelyidae. Bases 364 to 993 code for a protein of 209 amino acids. The record is from RefSeq and is a predicted model, not a curated record. The transcript is spliced from 6 exons.
CUGGCAGUGGGCAGGCUGGUUGCUGGGCUGUCUGGGCCCCCCCUUGGCUCACGGCCAGGGGGGCGCUGGCAGCGGGCAGGCUGGUUGCUGCGCUGUCUGGGCCCCCCCUUAGGUCACGGGCAGGUGGGGGCUGGCAGUGGGCAGGCUGGUUACUGGGCUGUCUGUGUCCCCCCCUGGGGUCACAGGCAGGUGGGGGCUGGCAGUGGGCAGGCUGGUUGCUGGGCUGUCUGUGUCCCCCCCUUGGGUCACGGGCAGGUGGGGCUGGCAGUGGGCAGGCUGGUUGCUGGGCUGUCUCUCUGUCUCUCCUCCUUGUCUGGCCAGUUCUUGCACUGCCUUGUUUCACUUCCUCAUUCCUGCUGCCGGAUGAGCCUGGAUUCACGCUCCUGGCUUGAGCAACAUGGCGGAACCUGGCCGACCCCAGCGGAAAAUGUCCCGGGCUGGGGAGAGUUUGUACAGAGUCCUGGGCCUGGAGAAGGGGGCUUCUUCAGAGGAGAUCAAGAAGGCGUACAGCCCUGCCGCUUCCCUGCACCAUGCAGGAAACUAGCCCUGAAGUACCACCCGGAUAAGAACCCUGAGAAUCCCGAGGCAGUGGAGAAGUUCAAGGAGAUCAACAAUGCGAAUGCGACACUGAACGAUGAGAACAAGCGGAAGAUCUACGACGAAUAUGGCUCUAUGGGGCUCUACGUGGCUGAGCAGUUUGGCGAGGAGAGCAUCAAGUACUACUUCCUCAUGUCCAAGUGGUGGUUCAAGGCCUUGGCCGUGUGCUGCGGCAUCUCCACCUGCUGCUGCUGCUGCUGCUGCUGCUGCUGCUGCUGCGGAAAGAGCCGCCCGCCCGAGGGCGCGGACUCCUGCAAGGGCCUCGACCCCGAGGGCCUGGAGGCGCGAGUCCAAGCUGAGGCCGAAGAUACCCAGACACCCAUUGUGGUGCAGCCCCUGCCUGCAGCAGUGGGAGAGGAGCCGCUGCCAGACGCCAGCCUGAGGACUGACGCAUGAGGCCUGCCUUGACCUGCCGACUGCCUGUCCCCUUGCCUGGACUUUGGGUGGGAACUCCACUGGAACUGCCACUGCCCGGGGUUCCUGCCCCCUGCGCUGGGCACAGCCAGGCCACCUGGCUGCGGCUCGAAUCUCAGGUAAACUGGCCAACGCCUGUGGGGAGGCCGUUUGAGCCUCUGCCCGGGCACUGCAAGGACUCGCGCCUGCCCAAGGCUCCUUGUGCUGUGACUUCUCCAGCUGCUGCAGCCUGCUGACGGGCCAGGCUCCCUGUGCUGGCAUUGCUGCACCAGGAACCUGAGACUGGAAACCCCUGGGCACACCCCCUGCAUUGCUGCACAGCCCCCCUCCCUCCCUCAGCCAAUCACUCACCAGCAGCACCAGCACCCGCCUGGCUUCUCCCCAGCCGGGACCCUCCCCCCCCCGAACCCAGUGUUUACAGCUGUGCGGACCCUGAACUCGCAGGGCCUUGGGCUGGGCGCUGCCCUCUGGGUCCUGGCCUGAGAAGCACACAUCUGUGCCCCAGCCGCGCAGCCUGGAGGCAAAUGAGACCAACCCCACUGUAACUAGCCCAUGGAGAUGGGGCAGCUGCAGGCUGAGCCUGCCAGGCACCCUGCUGCUUCCAGGGCCCUGUCCCUUCCCUGUGUCGGGUGCCAAACACAGCUCUCUAGGCAGGUCGUGGUCCUGGCAGGCAGCACACUCACUGCCUGCUUGCUCUGUGGCCUGCUGCCCCUCUGGGGGUAGCACCCCCUCCCCCAGUGCUCCUGUCCUGGCCUCCAGGCAGAGCCUCAGUCACUGUGUCUGAGCCUCGUUGGUGUCCCUGCUGGGGCCCACUGGAGCGGUGUGUCAGGGGAGUAAAGGAACCUGUUGUCUGGCCUUGAUGGCACCAUUAAAGGCUGCUGCGGGCUUGUCUCUC